Pistacia vera is the source of this 1463-nucleotide messenger RNA. RefSeq names its product mRNA-decapping enzyme subunit 2-like. Gene Ontology annotation, cellular component: cytoplasm. The record is from RefSeq and is a predicted model, not a curated record. The transcript is spliced from 8 exons. Lineage: Eukaryota; Viridiplantae; Streptophyta; Magnoliopsida; Sapindales; Anacardiaceae. Bases 228 to 1196 code for a protein of 322 amino acids. Gene Ontology annotation, biological process: nuclear-transcribed mRNA catabolic process, nonsense-mediated decay; deadenylation-dependent decapping of nuclear-transcribed mRNA. Gene Ontology annotation, molecular function: manganese ion binding; RNA binding; 5'-(N(7)-methylguanosine 5'-triphospho)-[mRNA] hydrolase activity.
AAAAAAGAACCGAGAGAGAGGCUCCAAAAGUUAAAAACAUCAGUUAAAAACAUCAUUGCGUUGCUUCCUCUGCUCUCACUCCAGAUCCCAAAACCAGAGAAAGAGAGCCUUCACUGUCCCUUUUCACUCUCCAAAUUUUCAGAGUACAAAACAAAAACAUAGAGAACAAAAACACAAAAAACACUUAGGGUUUAUUUUCGAUUUUUAGGUUUUUCUUCGUAUAGGCGAUGUCAAGUCUCCAUCGAUCCUCAAGCGUGCCGUAUAAAAACGGCGGCCUUCCUCCUCAAGAACUUCUCGACGAUCUUUGCAGUCGGUUUGUGUUAAAUGUGCCAAAGGAAGACCAACAAUCAUUUGAGAGGAUUUUGUUCCUUGUGGAGUACGCACAUUGGUUCUACGAGGAUAAUUCAGUGGAAAAUAAUCCAUCACUGAAGUCAUUCACUUUGAAGGAGUUCACUUCAUUACUUUUCAACAGUUGUGAUGUAUUAAGACCUUAUGUUGCUCACAUAGACGACAUAUUCAAGGAUUUCACUUCUUACAAGGUUCGAGUUCCAGUAACAGGGGCAAUCAUUUUGGAUGAAACCUAUGAACGGUGCAUACUAGUGAAGGGAUGGAAAGGGUCAAGCUGGAGUUUUCCACGUGGAAAAAAAAACAAAGAUGAAGAAGAUCAUACAUGUGCCGUCCGAGAAGUCCUGGAGGAAACAGGUUUUGAUGUUUCAAUGCUUCUUAACAAAGAUGACUACAUUGAACUGAUAUUUGGACAGCAGAGGGUGCGGCUCUAUAUAAUUGCUGGUGUCAGAGAUAAUACUUUCUUUGCCCCUCAAACAAAAAAGGAGAUCAGUGAAAUUGCAUGGCAUCGGCUUGAUGAUCUUCAGCCAGCUACUGAAGAUGUGAUAUCCCAUGGGAUCACUGGUCUGAAGCUUUACAUGGUGGCUCCUUUUUUGGCAUCUUUGAAAAUAUGGAUUUCAAAGCAUAAGCCCCCUAUUGCUCCAAAACCUGAUAUGCCUCUCAAAGGGAUCUGUGUGUGGAAAGCCAAGAGCAGUUCUAUAGGGAGUAACACAAUGAUUCUGGAGAAUCAAUUAACAAAACCUUCAUCUGAUUCUCAGCCUCCGGACACUGGCCCGGGCAAAAGCUUCAGGAACUUUAGAUUCAAUACUGCUGCUAUCUUGCAAGCAAUGGAAGCUGGUUUCUCAACUUAAAGGUCAAACUUUGUGUUUUUUUUUUUUUUUAAAUGUAAAUUUCAAACGAUCACAUAGCUGCUUUGGUUUCUACCGUUUCACCUGUAUUACGGAGAGCAUUAACCACCACCUUUCAUGGUGAAUUGGUAGCUGUACCAGCUGUAUAUUGUUUGUCAGAUUAUCAGGUUUGGUUGCUGUGUAUAUUUUGUACAGAAACGCUAUUGUGGAAAUGGUGUUUUGUUAUUUUCAUUUCUGUUAGUUAAACCGAAGAAUGUAGUCUCUUUCACA